AUGCCGACUGUCGAAGUGGCUUCCGUGGUUGCAACAUCCUUCAAAACCUCAUUGAGAGGUCAGCGGCGGCGGCUGGUUGUCGGCCUGGCGCCGUUCCGUAGUGGCUCAGGUCCCAAGCGAAGGGGCUUGAGCAGAAGUUCCGAGAAGCCAACCGCUAUUGCCGUCGCUCCCCCUGUCGAAGCCAAGGAAAUCAAGGACAAUGACGCCAAUGAUGACGACGACGACGACAACGGGGUAUUAUGA
This is a messenger RNA of Fonsecaea erecta, 243 nucleotides long. RefSeq lists its product as hypothetical. The record is from RefSeq and is a predicted model, not a curated record. Lineage: Eukaryota; Fungi; Ascomycota; Eurotiomycetes; Chaetothyriales; Herpotrichiellaceae. The coding region runs from base 1 to 243 and encodes 80 amino acids. The transcript is spliced from 3 exons.